GCGCGCUGGUCGCCUCUGUCGUGCUCGUCCGCCCCGUCGCUGCUGGCUUUCGACGGUCCGCGAGUUGUAUGGUUGUCUGUCCGCUGACGAUGCUGCAGUACUACCGCGCCUGUUUGCCGGCAUCACAGGACCAGCGCGUGCCGAGCGCGUCGCCGCCGCUGGACUUCAUGACAGAGCCCUCGCCGCCGCCGCCGCCGCCGCACGCCCACGCCGCCGGCCACCAGACCGGUGAAGAGAUGUGCGCAAUGCUGCAGAAGAGCUGGGGUCCGCCGCGGCUGGACCCGCCGCCGGAGCCGGCCGAGCUAGAGCCGCUGCCCGACCACAUGUAUAUGGAUAUGUCAGAGCAGCCGCGCCGCGAGUCCGCCUCCCAGAUCGACGAGUUCUUCACGUCGGCGGCGCGACGGCGCUCGUCGUUCACGGCGAUCCUCUCGGCGCUGCACGGCCGCGACGACGACGACGUGUUUGUCAAGCCGGAGCCGGAGGAGGCGCCCCUGGCCGGCCUCGCCGCGGCCGCCGAGCCGGCGCUCGGUCUGCUGCCCGGCUGCCUGGAGCAGGAGCCGCGCUUCGAGUUCACGGCUCCGGCUGUACCGCCGCCACCGCCGCCUCACCACCACCAUCACCAACACCACCACCAGCAACAGCAGCAGCAGCAGCAGCAGCAGCAGCAGCAGCAGUCACCGCACAUCAAGUGCGAGCCGGGCGCGUACCGAACGGCGGCGUCCCAGCCCGGCUUCGCGGCACUUCACGCCGGCUACGGCGGCGGCUACGGCGGCACACCGUUCCCGCUACGCUGCUACCUGCCACCGACACCACCACACUCGGACCCGGGCUCGGCGAGCCCCGAACAGCUGGCACAGGGUCGGCGCACGCCGCCUCCGCCGUACCGCCGGCAGCAGCCGCCGCCGCCACCGCCGCCGCCGCUCGCCUGGCUGCCGCCGCACCCGCUGCUCGGCGCUGACAGCCGGCAGCUGUCGGUGACGACGAUCCCGGCGCAGCCGACCACGCCGACCAUCGUCGAGCCGCGCCGCUACAACCGGCGCAACAACCCCGAGCUGGAGAAGCGGCGCAUCCACCGCUGCCACUUCACCGGCUGCACUAAAGUCUACACGAAAAGCUCACAUCUGAAGGCGCACCAACGCACGCACACAGGCGAGAAGCCGUACCUGUGCUCUUGGGAGAGCUGCAACUGGAGCUUCGCCCGCUCGGACGAGCUGACCCGGCACGUGCGCAAGCACACGGGCGCCAAGCCGUUCGUCUGCAAGACGUGCCACCGGGCGUUCGGCCGCUCCGACCACCUGGCGCUCCACAGAAAACGCCACGAGCCGAAGGUGAAGAAGUAGCCGGAGGUGACGCGCUUCAGCCGGAGGGGAGUGUCGAAGUUGACCGGCGUCUCAUGACUGUCGCCCGAGCGAGAGCGACGACACGCUAGCGCAGGUGGUCUGCGAGAGCCUGCGGGGCUUCUGCGUCAUUGGGCUAGGCUUGUUCGGUUGGAUGUAGGUGCUGUAUGAAUGUUUGAAACAAGGGUGAUUAUUACUGUCCUGGACGGUGAGCACGGCGGAGGUGCGCUCACAGCCUCGCCGCGGGCCAGUGUCUGUCAAAACCGAGCGCACGACUUAAGGGUCCAUAUCAAACAAAAUCAAACAUUUUUGCAAACGUUGCUGAACUCGCGUGCCAUACAUGUGCCAUACCAUCACUGUCACUGUCCAUCGUAGCAUGUAGCUGAUCACGAAAGCCGCUUGCUGGCGGUCUCCGAAGCAGCAGCGGUGAGCCAGGCGUCUGCGCUAACUCCGUCGGGCCGCCCUGGCCGGAGCCGCGGGCCGGAGGCGACAGCCGCCUUCCGGACCGCGGCUCCGGCUGUAUGAGGCUCGCGCCGCCGCCGGCGGCGCGGGCUG
Pollicipes pollicipes is the source of this 1892-nucleotide messenger RNA. RefSeq names its product dendritic arbor reduction protein 1. Gene Ontology annotation, molecular function: RNA polymerase II cis-regulatory region sequence-specific DNA binding; DNA-binding transcription factor activity, RNA polymerase II-specific. Gene Ontology annotation, biological process: regulation of transcription by RNA polymerase II. The coding region runs from base 69 to 1340 and encodes 423 amino acids. The transcript is spliced from 4 exons. The record is from RefSeq and is a predicted model, not a curated record. Lineage: Eukaryota; Metazoa; Arthropoda; Thecostraca; Pollicipedomorpha; Pollicipedidae.